AUGCCCGACCUUCCGAGCCUGGUGGAACCAAAACUGUCUCGCCCCAUCGAAAAGAUACAGAAAGUCCUGCUAAGGCAGGACGUGGCGGAGGUAAUCGCAAGAUUGUCUCGGAAGCGAAUCAUGAUGACCGUGGACUUAGAUUCUGAAGACAAUGUCGCGCCUGCAAGAGAUGCAGCCUGGACGAUGAGGAUGGACCUCGCCUUGAAUGUAGCGGUCGCGCUGACAGUAGUCGCUAGUGUAUUUUGUUUGGCUAUCAGCACAGAGACCGACCCUGACUGGGGCGGGUGGAUUGUGCUGGAGGUCCUCUUCGCGGUCAUCUUCAUCAGCGACUCAGUCCUGAGGAUGCUGCUACAUGGCUCGCACGAGUUCUGGUUCGGCCACGACCGGCGGUGGAACUGGUUCGACUUCGCAAUCACCAGCGUUUCGGUCGGGGAUGUCUGCCUCACCCUAGCCAUUCAGGCAGGCUCUGCUGGUUUCGGCAAGUUCGCGCUGGUCCUGCGCUUCUUCCGGCUCAUGCGGCUCGCGCGCCUCCUGAAGAUCGUCCGGUCGCCGCUGAUCCGCGAGCUAGCGAACAUGCUCAUGGGUUUCGUGCUCGGCUCACCGGCCCUCUUCUGGGUCUCGAUCAUCAUCUGGGUCACGGUGGCCCUGUUGGCGAUGGGCCUCCGGAUCUCGGUCGGCCCCGUUCCCGGCGAUGAGCUCCUGGUCGAGAGGUGCGGCUCUGGCGAUAACCCGCUGUCCACCGACCCCGACUGCGUAGUCUACAAGCUCUACGAGUACUGCGGCAAUCUGCCGAAGUGCAUGUUCACGGUGUUCCGUUGCAUGAUUGGCGACUGCACCAGCUCGGGCGGCCAGUCUCUGGCAUCGCAUUUCAGCGCAGGCUUCGGUGCCAGGUUCGACGUUGUGUACCUCACCGGCAUGAUCGUGAUGAUUUUUGGACUUUUCAACGUGAUCACU
Molecule: messenger RNA, 954 nt
Organism: Prorocentrum cordatum
Lineage: Eukaryota; Dinophyceae; Prorocentrales; Prorocentraceae
Source: the annotation of a GenBank genome assembly